CUUCUAUGGCGCAAUAACAUCAUAGGGAGCUCAUCCCAUACUCUAACACCCCAAAAACACUCAGCAUUUAUACUGCCUUGGGGCCAUUAUGGGAUUGUCUAGCCUCCGUGAGACCUCGUCUACUUUCUUCUCUUCCUCGAGAAGAGCCGCCUCGCCCCCAACUUCCGUCUCCAGCCAGUCCUCCGACAUGCACUCCGCCAUGAACCUCUCUACAGGUUCAACAUCCUCUCGAGGGUCGAGCAUGUUCAUUCCCCGCGUCGACUCGCCAACAAUCAAAGCUCCUUCUCUCGCCGAGAUUCUCGCCAACACCGCCCAGGCGCCAUGGACACUGAGCGCCUUCAUGGCCUACCUCUCGCAAAACCACUGCAUGGAAACCCUCGAGUUCAUCCUCGAUGCCGGCCGCUACCGCACGACGUACGAAGUCGCCAAGUCAGAGCCUGCAGAUGCUUUGACCAGCCUGAACCACCUCUCCUCUCUUUGGGACAAGCUCAUUGACGCUUACAUCCUACCGUCUUCCCCUCGCGAGGUGAAUCUGCCCGCAUACAUCCGUGACAGCCUUCUCCGGCAGAAGUGCCGCUCUACCGAUGCGCCGCACCCUUCAAAGCUGGACGACGCCGUGAACAUUGUUCACGAGCUCAUGCAGGACUCGCUUUUGGUACCAUUCGUCGAGUCCAUGGUACCUGCCCUGGUCCAGUCUGCUUCUGCUGAGAAUCUAAACGAGCAGAGACAGAGCCGGUCUAUGCUUCGACACUCGCAGCUCAAGACCUCCGAUGCGGACGGCGCGAGCCAGUCACCCAAGUCUACUUUUCUCCCCCUGUUCACCAGCAUGCGCCGUGGUUCUCCUCGUCGGUCGUCCGCCGCCUCGAUGGAAGUUGACGAUGCUUUGUCGGAAGACACAGCAACACCUCAAUCGGCAGUUGGUGCAGACAUGAUGACGCCGCCCACCACCCCACCUACCGCCGACUAUGCCUUCCCCAUCAUUACCACCUCGGUCGCUACCCACUCCACAUCUGCGUCUAGUAGCUGGAAGGAUAAGAUCAGGCUCGGCCUCGGUAAGAAGAACAAGACCGGACGUCGCCCCGCGCCUACCAGUGGCACCGCUGCCCCUGUGUCAUUAUGAAGGUCACAGGUUGCACCAUCAUCUGAUCUUCCACACAUGCCAGCUGAUCCCACACCGUCAGCCGACGUAGUAGUAUCCUCA
Molecule: messenger RNA, 1201 nt
Organism: Microdochium trichocladiopsis
Lineage: Eukaryota; Fungi; Ascomycota; Sordariomycetes; Xylariales; Microdochiaceae
Product: RGS domain-containing protein
Exons: 1
Coding region: 89-1120 (343 amino acids)
Source: RefSeq, a predicted model, not a curated record